UUUCGUCACUGGAUACAGGAAGUAGUUUUGUAGCAAAUCUUUACGUGGAUAGGUUAUCAAACUUUACCGCGGUGAAGUCGGGUUUCUGAUGGAUGUUCGCCGCGAGUUUCUCCCUUAUAUAUGUUUUUAAAAGAUUUCCAAUCAGAGGAUUUCUGACCGAUGAAUUUAGCACGAGCUAUUCCAGGCGUUUUCUUCUGCAUCUUUUUUGUGGGAUCCUGUUUCUCAAAUAAGUAUGUACUUUCUGUCUUGAAGUUUACAUAUCCCACCCUUUUCCAGGGGUGGCAAACCUGCAUUGGAGCUCUUCUGCUUUUGGUGACUGGGAAACUGGGAUGGGUGGAAAUCAAUGGUUUUCCCAGAUCUGCAGCAGUGUCCUGGCUUCCAGGAUCAGUCCUUUUUUUGGGGAACAUAUAUGGUGGAUCCAAAGCCUUGUCCAUUCUGCCGAUCCCGUUCUUUUUUGUGUUGCAAAACGUGUCAGAAGUGGUCUUCUCUCUUCUUGUUAGAUGGACUCGAAAAGAGAGGUCAUCGUGGGUGAAGACAUUCAGUGAAAGCCUGAUGCUGCUGUCAGCUAUUACUCUUGCACUUCAAAAUCGUCAGUUUGGGCUAAAUGGUUACAUAUGGGCGGUCAUCCACUUUUGCUGUGUUGGGUCAUACAAAGUGUUCCAGAGGAACUCAACGUCUAGCCAUCUGAGUGAUCUUGAACAACAGUUAAUCAACUACAUGGUCAGCAUCUUGCUGUUAGCUACUGCAACACAUCCAACAGGUGAUCUUUUUGGUGCUCUGGAUUUUCCCUUCCUUUGGUCCUAUACAUUCUAUAGUGGCUGUUUUGCCAGUGCUAUACUUGGCUUUUUUCUGGUGCUAGCAUCGGUGAAGUUGAAGAGCGGACUUUCUUUGGUGCACUGCGCGGUCUGGCUGUUCCUGGCCAAGAUACUGGCUUCUGCUCUGUCCAUUUUUAUAUUCAGCAUAGAACUGGGACCCCUAACAUUAUGCUGCAUCCUUACAAGCCAUGUUGCCGAGGCGCUGUCAAUUCACGCAAACAGCCUUCUGGAGAGCUAAAACAAAUUUCAUUACGCAAUCACAUAAUGAUGCUUCGCCUCGGCUUAUCUUUCUUUUCGUUCUAAUAUUAUGCAAUAUAACCGCUGAUAAUCAUGACAGUUCAGAGUAUUUAAUAUCAAAAAAUGCCAUUUCCAGAUGUUUGUGUUUGCAUAUUUACAUAUCUGUGAUCACUGUACUGUAAUAGGAAUUACUGAUGGCAUGGUCUACACAGGCAAUAUGCUGUGUCUAAAUAUAACAACAAACGGUUUUAAAAAACAGUAUAUCUUCUUGCUAGGUAUGUAUAUAUUUUGUAUUAACAGCUGGAUGAUGUAACAGAAAUAGAUUCUGCGGUUAGUAAAUUUCAUUUUUAAAUUAGGACACGGAGUUACUUUGGAUUGAGUUUAAGACUGUAACUAAACUAGCCAGCUUGGUAACUAGUAUAUUAUUAGUUAGCAUGUCAUCAUUACAUAGCAUUGUUGUAUGCUCUUGCCACUUUCAGUAAUUCCUAAUGUCCUAUUGCUCAGUAUUAUAUUACAUGCUGAGGGUAUUUUUCAGGGCACUUUGAUUUUUAUUUUGUGCUUGUUUACAUUAUUAAUGCUCUAAAGACACAUCAUGUAUGACUGUUUUGUCUAGGGAAACUCAAGUAAAUUAUGUCUAUCGUCUUAUAAUGCUUGGUUAAUACUGUUUCUUGAUUUUAAAAAUGGAACUGAAAAACAAAAACUGCACUGAAGGGCUUUGUGCAUAGAACUACAUGACAACAUUGACAAAAACAUUUAUAAAUGCAUAAUCCAAUAGAUGUUGACGGUCACCAAAAUCAGUCCGUGACUACGUUUACAUGGACGGCAGUAAUCUAAUUAUUGACCUUACUCUGAUUAAGGUGUUUACAUGAGUCCCUUUUAGAAUACUCCUUUCAUGUUCCGGUUUUACACGUUCUAGAACAUAGAUCGAUUAACAGCACACGUCAUUACGUCACUGCGCCACGCCGUCCGACGUUCCCUCCUGAAUUUCAUGCGUCAACAUACAGUUUUGGGUGUUUUUAUUUAAAAUUUUUACGAACGCUUCAAGUGCGGUUAAUUAUUUGUCGUGCUGUACGUGCAAACAGACGACUGCUUGAAGCGGUGGUACAGUUUGGGUUGGGUACAGUAGCAGGUAAGUAUGCGGUUUGGGACGCAGCCGUGCUCUUGUUUGUCGUCACAAGGUUGUACGUGUCCUGUCGCAAAAUGCGGUGAAAACUCCCACACGACGUUAAUAGUGUGAUUAAGGUGUGUACACGUCUGUAACGCACGUCGAUAAUGCGAUUAAAACAGGAAUACGCCACACGUCUUAAUUCCAUUUAUGUUUACUUCGAGUAUGACUUUAUUCGGAUUAAGGUAAGAAAAAAUUGCUGUUUACAUGGUAGUUUCUUAAUCAGAGUAUCGUCUUAAUCGGGUUAAAAUUGGAUUAUUCUGUCCAUGUAAACGUACUGAGUGUGACAUUAGGUUGUGUAAUGUCACUUUCUGGGGUGAACUGACUUAGCUGGUUAUGACAACUGACUGUGUAGCUCAGUGUACACACUGCCAUUUCGAAGCUGAGAAAAGACGGGAAACUCAGUCAGAGGAACUGCCCUAGCAUUGGGCAUAGCCAAUACAACAAUUUGGAAUAUUCUGAUAAAUAAAGAAACCAGUGGUGUACCGAGCAACAGACACUGAAUGGAUUGGCCAAGGAAGACGACUACAGCUGAUGGCAGAAACAUUGUGAGAGCCGUGACGAUAAACACAAAAACAACAGUCAGUGACAUCACCAACAACCUCCACAGGGCAGGGGUGAAGGUAUCACAAUCCACCGUUGGAAGAGGACUUUGAGAGCAGAAAUAUAGAGUCCAUACCACAAGAUGCAAACCACUCAUGAGCAGUAAGAAUCAGAACCCCAGAUUGAAAUUUGCAGUAAAAUACAGAGAUGAGCCACAAACCUUCUAGAACCAAGAUUGACCUCUACUAACGUGAUGGAAAGGCCAAAUCAUGGAGAAAGAAAGGAUCUGCUCAUGAUCCAAAACAUAGCUCACCUGUGAAACAUGGUGGCGGUAGUGUCAUGACUUAGGCUUGCAUGGCUGCUUCUGGAGCAGGCUCAGUAAUCUUAAUUGAUGAUGGAACUCAUGUUGAUAGCAGCAGAAUGAAUUCAGAAGUUUACAGGAACAUUGUGUCUGCCAGUUUACAGAGAAAUGCAUCCAAAUUAAUCAGGAGGAACUUCAUCAUGCAGCAAGACAACGAUCCAAAACACACCGCCAACACAACACAGGACUUCAUCGGGGGGGUGGUGGAAGGUUUUAGACUGGACAAGUCAAUCACCAGACCUUUACCCAAUUCAGCAGCAUUUCACCUCCUGAAGAGGAGACUAAAGGGAGAACCCCCUGAAACAAACAACAGCUGAAAGACGCUGUGGUAAAAACCUGGAAAAGCAUCACAAAAGAAGAAACCAACAAUUUGGUGAUGUUCGUGAGUCGCAGGCUUGAUGCAGUUAUUGCAAGCAAGCGAUAUGCAACCAAAUAUGUUAUAAGUGUUAUUUAAUGUACUUCAUGACUUAUCUGUUCCUAUACUUUUGCUCACCUAAAAAUCGGGCAGUCUGAUACAAAAAGGUUCUAUGUUUUAUAUUGCUGAACAUAUCUAGAUGUAAAUACCAGGAAAUAAAAGCUGAAAUCCUAAA
Molecule: messenger RNA, 3711 nt
Organism: Ictalurus punctatus (channel catfish)
Lineage: Eukaryota; Metazoa; Chordata; Actinopteri; Siluriformes; Ictaluridae
Gene: slc35d4
Product: transmembrane protein 241
Exons: 15
Coding region: 160-1053 (297 amino acids)
Source: RefSeq, a predicted model, not a curated record